Molecule: messenger RNA, 3556 nt
Organism: Orbicella faveolata
Lineage: Eukaryota; Metazoa; Cnidaria; Anthozoa; Scleractinia; Merulinidae
Biological process (GO): positive regulation of transcription by RNA polymerase II
Cellular component (GO): nucleus
Molecular function (GO): DNA-binding transcription factor activity, RNA polymerase II-specific; RNA polymerase II cis-regulatory region sequence-specific DNA binding
Source: RefSeq, a predicted model, not a curated record
AAAUUACGAGUGGAACGAAUCAUUGGGGGAAUUGUGACCGCAAAGUUAUUUCCAAACGAAAAAUGCCGCUCCUGGAGUGACGUGGUAUUGCGCAUGUUCUGCCCUUAAAUCGAACACAAUGUCCUGACAUCUGGUGCACAUUUCACGAUAUUUUUAUGAGAACUUGGAGGUGAUAUGUCGGUACUUUCUUUGUUAAGAAACCCGGCUGGUAACCAUACUACCUGUGGUUUCUUAAUCACUCCGACAGUUCCCUUAAACCGUGAUAAUUUACAACAAAAAAGAUUCCGCUACUCGAGGUUCGCUGCAAAAGGGUGGGAAAUUUAGCGAAAUCCGGCCAAUUCUGCAAAAAUGCAACGACUUCAAAAAUAUCAUUGACAACACGCGCAAAAACAAGUUCUAAUAGCAGUAACGUUCGCUGUAGAUCGUUUCAAUGUGGGAUACAAGUCUCCAUCAGAUAACAAAGACCCAAAGCGGAACAUCCAAUCAACAAAUUUUCUGCACUCGUCAGUAUAGCUCAACCGCAAGUUAACUGUUAUAGCUGCACUACAGCUCGUGACGUUUUGCUAAUUCCCGCGCUCAUUUUUUCCAUGAGAUCUGCGCUGCGCAAUCCAUGUACCUCAUUGAGAGCUUUGUUGAAGUUCAAGGCACGAAAAACGACGGCAUUGUUGAAAUGUAACGCUGUCGUGUUGACCGUUUGACAGUCACAAUCGGCGCGGUCUGUUUGUGGACAGUAUCGAUUUCUGUGCGCAUUCUCCGAUCGGCCUAAUCUCAGCGAGAGAAAGUCCUGCUAAUUACUUGUGAUACGACAAACCUGUGCCGCGACGUGAAACCCUACCGUUUUCUAUCUUUUAAUCCUCGGAAAUGUACCCAAGAACUUACGAGUUUGUUCAGCCUAACUCGUAUUCUUACGCUCCACAGAAUUUUCCAGGAGCACUGCACUAUGCUUACGGCUAUUCCCAACCGCGAUGCACUAACUACAGCUCACUUCUACAGCCACAGGCUCAGCAGCCAAGAGCGCAGUAUCCUCCGCCUCGGCUAUCGCACCCAACCGAUCAACAGAGCGGACAUCACCGCAGUCAGACAGAAGAUCGUCCUUCGUGCAUGCUUCAAGAAAUUUGGAGACCAAACUUGAGCUGUUCUAGAAGUGAUCGUGAGCAGUACGAGCAGGAAAACGACGCAGAAUCGGUCGAGGACGGUGUCACAGAUUCACCUUCUUCGGAGGAAAAAACGAGAGCAUCCACUGACAGCAAGAAGCGGAAAGAAAGAACAGCUUUCACGAAACAUCAGCUCGAAGAGCUUGAAAACGAAUUUCUUCGCAACAAUUACCUGACAAGAUUGCGGCGGUACGAGAUUGCGGUGAGUUUGGACUUGACCGAGAGACAGAUAAAGGUUUGGUUUCAAAAUAGACGAAUGAAGUGGAAGCGAAUCAAGGGCAAACCGCUCCAAAAGAAGAGUAGUUAUUCCGUUGAGCUGGCUGAGAGAGAAACGGCAACUUAAUUACAGUAACAAAGAGAAACGAAAUGAACUGUGAUCUAGCCUCUUGGCUUGUUUGAAAAAAGAAAAAGAAACUGUAUUUGGAUGGACUAUGAAAUGAAGGAGAGAAAGGCUAAGCUUAAAUUCAAGCAUUAUUUAGAAGUUUGAGCAAACAAAGGACAAAAGUACAUUUUUGAUCAUGGACAAAAGAGGAAACAUAUGUAAAUGACAAAUCACUGGCAAUUCAUCUUUGUCAUUUAAAGUAACUGAAAUGCCUUAAAACAAUUGGCUACAGUUUUCGGAUGGAAUUGUGAUAAGAAAAAGCAGCGGUGGAAAAAGAAAUGCAACUGCCUGGAUUUCUGGCUGGUUAUUUUUUGCAAAUUAAAUUUGCAAAUUAAAUUUGCAAAUUCCCCACUGGAAAAAUCAUUUUUUCAUGGCAUGACUUCCGAAUGUGUUAAACAAAACUCCAAUCCUUUAUUUUGCCUCGCAGAAUGGCACAUUUUUAUUUGUAGGUAAAAAGCGCUGCGUUUUACAGUUAGGUAACUGGUGACUGUAUAGUUCGUAUUCAGAGAAAUAAUUUUCCUCAAAGCUGAAUUCGCUGCAUAAAGGUUCGAGUUUCUUCGUAAUGUUCUCGUCCAAUGUGAUUUAAUGUAGAUAGGCCAAGUUUUUGAGAGACUGAGUUGUUUCGCUUGUUUUUGCAUGUAUUAUUUUGUUGUUGUUGUCUCCCUCAGGAUUUUUCUUGUUCACCUUGAACAACAAAGUUCGUAUAUAACGUCCAACUAAAGCUUGAUGCGUAACAAAGAUGAGCCAUUCCGUGCAGUCAACGUUUAUUAAUCAUGAAACCUUACAGAGGACCUUAUGUAGCAAUUACUAACCAAUUUUUUUAUCAAAUGAGCACUGUUGUAGCUGAAAUCUAGCUAACCACACCAUACGAAUUUUAACGGAUUCCACAUGCAUUGUCGUUGGAUUUUAGAUUUUGUACAGUUGAAAUCACACAGUUAACUUAUUUUGGUUGAUUUGAAAUGUUCUGGCAGCUUACAAACUGUUUAAUAUAUUACUACUGUAUAGCAGUUCAUGACAGUUUGUAUAUCAACUCCCUUCGGAUCGACUUUCGUACCACGUUUUGCAAUGCAACACAACCGGCCUAGCAUUCUCCCGACCCGUCAGUAAAACCAGUAUUUGCGAAUUUGCAACUGCUUCAGUAAGUAGCUAUAAAGUAUAACUAACAGGUUCAAUAAAAUCUUGAAAUGAUAUAACUUGAUCAGCCUCCUUUUCACACUUUCCUUAACGGUCUCAAACUAAAUUCUCGCAUCAAUCGUUGGCUUUGAAUUUUCCUCAGCUGUUUUUGCUGCAGUUUUAGUAGAGAAUUCAACAACUUGUAUUUGGCAACUAAUCGUCUGGACGCUUUCUAAUCAACGUGAAUGGGUCGGUCGGAACAAUUUCCUUCAAUUUGAGCUCUGACUUGUGACAAUUCGUCACCAAAUCGCGAGUUUCUUACCUCAGUAAGACUGUCUUUCAUUGAGCUCUAUUUCUAUCGCCUUUUUUUCUAAUCAAUUAGCCCGUUGCCGCUUUCCGCACAAUGGAAGUGCCAAAACUUCAAAGUGAUGGAAACUUUAUUGACAAUUCGACAGACACACCGCAAUUUUCAAAUCGUUCCAAACUCGUACUUAUCGUAAUAAACGUCAAACUGAAAACGGAAGCUAUUGAACAAUACAUGGCCCUCCAUUUCAAAAACACCUUUCCCCAAAAUGAGCACGAGAACAUGUAAUUUUAACCGGAAUUCCAAGCGUUUUUAGUCGGGAAACAUCUGGAAACCGUUUGGGAGCAAUGAGAACAUUUGAUCACCCUAAGCGCUUCCGACUCGAGAAGGGUCACUCCGCCACUACCGUCGGUCGGCGGUGUGUGUUAAAUGUUCACUUCAAGACCUUGAUGAAAGUCCGUCAGUUGAUAUGUCAUGGAUAGCGAAUUGACGCAAGCCCCCUUCGUGUUGAAAUGAUCACUGCAUGAUUCCAAAAGUCUACCAAGGGGACAACAGACGUCAGAUCUUAACAUUUUAGACAUUUUUUUCAGGUUCCAACUGAGU